AUGUCUCCUAGCGCGCACCUGGACAUCAUUGUCGUUGGGGGAGGGAUUGCGGGAUUGACAGCAGCCUUGGCCCUGCGAAGGGAAGGCCAUACAGUCACGGUGGUUGAAUCAUCUGCGUGGCUGCGCGAGGCCGGCGCGGCAGUUGCUGUUCCUCCCAAUGCCACUCGCACGUUGGUGAAACUCGGCAUCGACCUCGAGAGGGACGUCAAGGCCGCUCCGUUCAAGAACUCACUCGAGUAUCAUUUCACAACCGACAAGCCGCCCAAGUUUGGCGCGAAGGGAGAUGGGCAUCAGAUACCGUGGGCACGGAGGGCCGAGGACUUCCCAGGCCUGUUUUACCUCGCUCACCGAGUCGACCUGCACGAUGCCCUGAAGACGAAAUGCGUCAGCUCGGAAGGUCCGGGAGAACCUGUCAAUGUCCUUCUGUCGUCGAGGGUCGUUGCUUGGGAUCCCGCAGGAAGUAUCACGAUCCAAAACGGGAGGCAAAUGUCCGCCGACCUCGUCAUCGCCGCCGACGGAAUACAUUCUCUGGCCCACGAGGCUAUCCUAGGCCACCGAGUUCCUGCUACCCCAAGUGGUAUCACCGCUAUACGAUUUAUAUUGAAGACUGAGACCCUCCUGAGGGAUCCGGUCACCGCAGAGAUAAUGGAUGACGGCGAUGGUUGUUUUGCGUUCUACUUUGACGCCAAUCGCAAGACAUAUCUGCUUCGUUACCCUUGUCAUAAUAACGAACUGCAGAACUUCGGAGCCUAUGGAGUGUCGGACGAUGGAGAUGCACUUCCGACCUUGACAGGUGGACAGCUCAGCAGAGAUGACCUGCUUAAGAGACUGAGUGCUUUGCCGCCGGUGUUUAGAGCCAUUGGUAGCAAGGCUGAAGACACGGUUCGGGACUGGAAAAUCGGCGAUCGAGAGCCAAUUCCAACAUAUUACCGGGACAGGCUGGUCUUGGUUGGCGACGCGGCUCAUCCCAUGUGGCCGAGGCAGGGUCAAGGUGCAGCUCAGUCGAUCGAAGACGGGGCAACCCUCGGACUCCUUAUGAGAGGACUCCAGCACAAGUCGGAUGUGACGAAUCGCCUGCUCCUGAACGACGAGCUGCGCGUACGACGAACAUCCAUUGUGCAGCUGUUGUCCCGGGCUCGUAUGUCUGCUGUCGAGGACGGUGUGACCUUACCAGCCGAAAUCGUGCGGUUAUUUUCGCCAGACCCUGCUCCUGGUCAGUCUCUAACCAUUCUCAUUCUGCUUUGUGGAUCUCUCUGA
Molecule: messenger RNA, 1257 nt
Organism: Cladophialophora psammophila CBS 110553
Lineage: Eukaryota; Fungi; Ascomycota; Eurotiomycetes; Chaetothyriales; Herpotrichiellaceae
Exons: 2
Coding region: 1-1257 (418 amino acids)
Molecular function (GO): monooxygenase activity; FAD binding
Source: RefSeq, a predicted model, not a curated record